AUGGUUCAUGGGGAGAAGGUAUUUCCUUUAGCUUGGGUCUUUAUGCACGGACGAACGGAACAAGUAUACGACUCCAUUUUUAAAAUAAUAUUUAAAGAUUUUGAAAAUUAUAAAAAAAAUGUAAUGUGUGAUUAUGAGCAAGCUAUGAGGAAUUCUAUAAUCAAAUGUUUGCAGGAAGCAGUGCUCAAAGGGUGUUAUUUUCAUCAUGUUCAAGCAAUCCAAAAAGCAUCUCAGGAACUAGGCUUGUGGAAGAAGAUUAAAAAUGAUCAUACGGCGAGGAUGCAUUUGAGACUGUUAAUGGCAGUAGCGACAUUACCCUCAAAUGAAAUGAAAAAAGGAUACGAGUGUGUUAAAAGUUCACUACCACAAAAAUACGCCAACGAUUUUAAAUGUAUUUUUCAAUACUAUCGUAAGAAUUGGCUUUUAAGACGUGAUCCGGAGGAAGUAUCAGUUUGGAAACUAUUCCAAAACACAAAUAAUUAUUGUGAAUCAUACCAUGCAUGGUUAGCUUCUUUCUUAAGAAGACGACCCAAGCCAUGGAAGUUGAUUGCUCUCUUAUUGGAAAAAAUGUCCGAUUCGGAACGUAAAUGGAACUCAAUUCAAUCAGGAGUUGACCCUAGCCGAAGAACAACCAAAACUCUAAUUUCAAAAGGUAGAAUGAACGAAGCUAGCGAAAAAUACAAGAUGAAUCUCAUUUCGAUGAGUUUCUAUUUGAAGCAAAUGAGCUGUGAAUUAAAGAAACGAAAAUCUGACUUCGAGGCUCCUAGUGACGAUUCAUCUUCAGAAGCUGAGGAUCGUGACCAUGAAGAUGAAGAUGAACAUCCUAUGGUAGACAAUACUCCUAUUGAUGAAAUCUCGCAUAAAAUUAGAAGGGAUAUUAAAAUUCUGUCGAAUGAAGUCAUCUCUAAACCCGGUAAUUUAUUAAACUUCGUAAAUAAUAAAGAACAAACAGUAAGAGAUGGGUCAUUCCAUUUCAAAUCAACCAAUAGUUAG
Messenger RNA from Cotesia glomerata, 993 nucleotides. RefSeq lists its product as uncharacterized. The transcript is spliced from 5 exons. Lineage: Eukaryota; Metazoa; Arthropoda; Insecta; Hymenoptera; Braconidae. The coding region runs from base 1 to 993 and encodes 330 amino acids. The record is from RefSeq and is a predicted model, not a curated record.